This is a messenger RNA of Falco peregrinus (peregrine falcon), 1082 nucleotides long. Its product is annotated as methyl-CpG-binding domain protein 1-like. NCBI's taxonomy places the organism in Eukaryota, Metazoa, Chordata, Aves, Falconiformes, Falconidae. Gene Ontology annotation, molecular function: zinc ion binding; DNA binding. The record is from RefSeq and is a predicted model, not a curated record.
UUCCCCUUCCCCCCCGCUCCCGCAGUAGCCCCCCCUCCCCCCCCCACGAUGACUGAGGACUGGGUGGAGUGCCCCGCCCUGGGGCCCGGCUGGAAGCGACGGGAAGCUUUCCGGAAAUCUGGGGCCACCUGCGGCCGCACUGAUACCUACUACCAGAGCCCCACAGGGGAGAAGUUUCGCAGCAAGAUUGAGCUGAGCCGGUUCCUGGGUCCUAGCCGUGACCUUGGCAACUUCGACUUCAAGAAUGGGCUGGAGCACUCGGGCCCCCCCCAAAACCAGGAAGGGCCCGAAAUGGCGCCCACCUGCGGGGCACCCCCCGGAGCCCCCACCGGAGCUCCCCCCCGCCCGGAGGAGCAAGUGGAGGAGGCUGAGGCAGUGGAGGCCCUGCCCCCCCCCAGCUGCCGAGGCCCCAGCCCCGGCCCCCCCCACCCCUCCGCCUCUCACGACGCACCCGCAAGCGGCCACCCCCAGAGCCCCCCCAGGACCGGGGUGGUGGCGUGCUGCGCCAGCUGCCAGAGCAUCUUCCCGGGGGUGACACUGCCCAGUCAGCGCCGCUGCCGCUGGCUCUGUCCUGAGUGUCGCGCCCAGAGACGUGACUUCAACCGGGAGCAGCGGUUCUUCAAGCGGGUGGGCUGCGGUGCCUGCCAGGCCUGUCGCAUCCCGAGGACUGUGGCAUCUGCAGCGCCUGCGCCCGCCCCACCCCACCCCCCGCCCGCCCCCCCAAGUGCCUCCUGCGCCGCUGCCCUCCGCAUCGUCAAGAAGGGCCUAGGCUGCGGCUCCUGCUCGGGCUGCCUGGCCACAGAGGACUGCGGCACCUGCUGCAUCUGCCUGCGCCGCCUCAAGCCCGGCCUCAAGCGCCAAUGGCGCUGCCUGCGCCGCCGCUGCCUACGCCCCAAGAGGUCAGGGGUCACCAAGAAGACGACUUACAGCCCCCGCAAGCUGACGGUGAAAUGGAAGCCCCCUGUGGAGCGGGAACCAGCGCCACCCCAGCACCCGGCACAGGAAGCAGCUGAACAAGGUCAAGGAGAAGAAGAAGCCAGGGAGACCCCCCAAGCACGCUGGAGCCCGCGGUGGGGGCGGGG